Knipowitschia caucasica is the source of this 672-nucleotide messenger RNA. NCBI's taxonomy places the organism in Eukaryota, Metazoa, Chordata, Actinopteri, Gobiiformes, Gobiidae. The record is from the annotation of a GenBank genome assembly.
AUGACGAGCUGGAAAAGUCACCUCCGCUCGCAGCUCAGCCGCAGGGACCGCACUGAGAAGCUGCCCUUCACUGGCGUCUUCACCCGCUUAAGUGAGACUCAGGAGCGUUUCGAACUUCGCUGUCAAAUAUGGGAGGAGAUGCACUCCAAAAGCCUAGAAAACGCUGAAGUUGAUGAUGGGAGACAGACCAAACUCCUUCACCUGCAGCUGAGAGAGAGUGAACACCUAGCAGAGAAGCUUUCUCAGACAGUCUCGGACCUGACUGCUGUCCUGUAUUUAAAAGAGGCUGAGAUACAAUAUUGGCAGUCACGUGUGAGCCACUUCCACAAAGAGGCCCUGCGUUUGGCAAAGGGCAGCAACAGAAUGAAGUCUGUCCUGUCGGAGUAUGAGUUCACAGUGGAGUGUCAAGGGAAGGAGCUGGUGUCUCUGCAGAAGGAGAAGGAGCGGCUCAAGGAGACGCUGGCUCAGGUCCAGAGGGAGAAUGACCAGCUGCUGCAGUGCUGGAUGGACAGGAGGAGAGAGGAGGCCUACAGGGUCAAUGAGUAUAACAACACACAAGAGAGGUGGCACCGGGUGCUCAGACACAUGAAGAAACACAAGGAAAAGCCCGGCACUCCUGAAAUCAUGCAGACUGAGGCUACAGAGACACAAGCCCAGAGUAAAACUCAGUGA